AUGUCGGUCGAAGUCGUCUUGGAUUCGCCUCUGGCUCAUGCGCUCAACGCUUCCAUUCAACCAAAGCUUGUAGAAGUAGGAUGGAGUACAGGCGGCGCUGAUGACUCUGCGCUUUCGGAAUAUAUAAUCCUCAUGCUGGUGAAUGGAAAGACGCAGGAACAAAUUGCCGCGGAAUUAUCAGGCGAUCUUCUAAACCUUGGUGAUGAUGACCCGGGAGCAAGAGAUUUUUCACAGUGGUUGUUCAACCAGGUUGGAUUAUUGAACUCACAAAUUAGCGGCGGAGGAUAUCCAGAGACUGGCGCAGAGACUGAGCAGGGUCAAUUUGGUGAUUCAAACGUGUCGCAAGAUGCGGAUAUGAAUGAUGCUUCCGAGGCAGGCGAUAUUAAUGUACCAACAGGCCCCAAGUCAAUGCGAAAUGGAAGUGGUGGUAUUAGUCGUCCGCGGGAUAAACGUAUGUUGAAUCAUUUGACGAAGGCAAUGGAUCGCACGCAUGAUGCCGCUCUCCAUCGAGUACGACCACAAUCGGGAAAUGAACGAAUAAAUACGCAUGCGCGAGGACCCCCAACAGGACCAAGAGGGUCUGUAAAUAUCCGAGGUACUGCUCGCACGCAAAACGGGCGUGGGCAUGGCGGCAUGGGGGGUAUGCCAACGCAACAUGGUGCAGCGCAAAAUAUCAUGGGCAUGUCUCCACAACAACAACUCGAACUGUAUGCUAUGCUUGAGCAGCAAUCGAGGUUGAUGGCGCAAAUGUUCACUCCACAACAGCAGCAAAUGAUGCAACGAGGGGGUAACGGCAUGGGCUCAGGAUUUCCGGGACAAGGCAGACCUUUACAUGAGCGAAUGCAACAUCCCAGUCGAUCCCAAAACAAUAACUUCCAGAAGCGCCACGAGCAGCAACCGCAAGCUCAAAAUGACAACUCGAUGGAUGUUGAGAUGAAUUCUAGUGACAAGGUUGAUAGUCUUUCUCCAGACACCACAUGCAGAUUUAACUUGUCUUGCACGAAUAAAGACUGCAAAUUCGCACAUCAAUCUCCUGCAGCUCCUCCAGGAACGGCUAUUGACGUUGCAGAUGUUUGUACCUUUGGUGCAGCCUGCAAAAAUCGAAAAUGCGUUGGGCGGCACCCAUCCCCAGCCCAGAAGAUUGCACAUCAAACCACUCAAGACUGCAUAUAUUUCCCAAAUUGUAAGAAUACCAACUGCCCCUUCCGACAUCCAACAAUGCCAUUAUGUCGAAAUGGCGCCGAUUGUACAACACCAGACUGCAAGUUCACACACGUCAAAACCAUGUGCAAAUUCAACCCUUGCUUAAAUCCGGCAUGUGCAUUCAAGCAUGAAGAGGGCCAGAAGAGAGGAAAAUUUGACGAUAAAGUAUGGGUGGCAGAUGGUUCAAAGGAGCAUGUCAGUGAGCGGAAGUUCGUGGACGAGGAUGGAAAUGAGGAGCUGAUUCUACCUGGAGGAGCAGCAUCAGCAGACACAGGAGCAGGAAGAAGUGGUGAUGCAGAGAUUGCCGAAUAG
Molecule: messenger RNA, 1515 nt
Organism: Botrytis fragariae
Lineage: Eukaryota; Fungi; Ascomycota; Leotiomycetes; Helotiales; Sclerotiniaceae
Product: putative nuclear polyadenylated rna-binding protein nab2 protein
Exons: 2
Coding region: 1-1515 (504 amino acids)
Biological process (GO): regulation of mRNA stability
Cellular component (GO): cytoplasm; nucleus
Molecular function (GO): poly(A) binding
Source: RefSeq, a predicted model, not a curated record